Messenger RNA from Macrobrachium nipponense, 1454 nucleotides. RefSeq lists its product as uncharacterized. Gene Ontology annotation, cellular component: membrane. The coding region runs from base 321 to 1454 and encodes 377 amino acids. The record is from RefSeq and is a predicted model, not a curated record. NCBI's taxonomy places the organism in Eukaryota, Metazoa, Arthropoda, Malacostraca, Decapoda, Palaemonidae. The transcript has 9 exons. Gene Ontology annotation, molecular function: ligand-gated monoatomic ion channel activity.
CAACAUCCUGGUGGGAGUGCUACAGUGGCGUCCGCACGUCGAGGUGGUGAAGAAGCCCUCGCCAGAGGGCCUCGGUGGGAAGAUGUUCAUCCGGGGUCCCGUGGGAGAGCUUUUCAACAUGAUUGCCAAGUCGAUGAAUUUCACCUACACUUUGAUAGAACCGCCAGAUGGCUCUUGGGGAUCUCAGCUCCCAAACGGCUCGUGGAAAGGAAUGAUGGGACAAGUGACUCGGAAGGAGGUCGACGUGGCACUGGGACCAUUCGGUCCAGACGGAAGCUCGCUCCCAAGCAGUCGACUUCACCCAACCGGUGCAGUUCUCCAUGAAGAGGCUCAUUCUGGCUAAGAAUCGCCCCGAAAUCGACCCCUGGGGCUUUCUGUUCCCCCUCUCCCCUACGGUGUGGGGGUCCCUGAUCUUGUCCCUGAUCAUCGUCUGGCUGGUGACGAUACUCCUCGAAUUCGCGACCGAGAAACGGAUGGGGUACUCGGGGGCGUUUGGGCAUCUCUUCAGCGACGUCAGCGUCUUCGUUCAACAGGGAAUCAGCCUCAACCUGGACUUGGGCUGGCAGAAGAUGAUCGCGUAUUCCUGGCUGAUCCUGGUCACCGUGGUCGCCUGGAGUUACGCCGGAAACCUAAUGUCGCAGCUGGCGGUGCGGUACGUACCGCAGAGCGUCAAAACGGUACAGGACAUGGUGGACAACCCGAAGCUGACGCUUAUUCAGCUGAAUAACACGGCGCUGACUGAUUACCUCGCUACAGUGAAGAGCGGCGUUUUCCGGGAGAUGGCCCUCAUGUGGGACAAGGGCCGCAUGAAAUACCUGGAGGACGCCGAAUUUCCUCACGCCCUGGACACGCUGGUCAGACAGGGCGACCACGUAAUCCUGACGACAGACGUCACGGCGGAAAUGUACAUGGCGGAUCUGUUUACGAGGACAGGUCAGUGCGAUUUCUACAUGGCCCAAGAGGAGUUUCUGCCUUUGGCUCUGGGGAUCAUCACUCGCAAGAACAGUUUGCUGAUGCCAGCCAUAAACGCCAGAUUUAUUCCUUCAUUAAUGUUUGGUGAUUCUGAACAAGUUCCUGAGUGGGAGUAUGGUGAGGAGCAUGAGUAUUCUUCUCUCCUUGCUCGUACUUUGGAAACUAGAGAUGGACUUUAUGAAAGCUUUAAGGAAAGGUGGCUUUCUGAAUAUUUUAAACAAGAAGAAAAUAUUAGUGAGUUGGAGACAGAUGAAAUACCUGACACUGGAACAUCUUUGCCCAGUGAAAUAUCUACUAGGCCUACCCGUAGUACUGCUCUUGCCUCCAGAAACCUAAUAAGUUUAGCUCGGGAGGAUCCUCUAUCACCCAACUGUCAACAAGACAACAGAGAACCAGAGGCCGCCGCCGCCUCCUCCUCCUCCUCCUCCUCCUCCUCCUCUCCUUCUUCAUGUUUAGCCUGCAGGUGUCAAGAACCUUUAUAA